UGGUUUUUAAAUUAGGAUUUAGGAAAUGGAGCAAGCUGGAGUAGAUAUAAACAUUGCAGAUUUCGAGUUCUUUGAAUCAGGUGAUUCUUCAAAUGCUGAAUUGAAUGAUAAAUCAAAGGUCGGGUGAUAUAUGUACUGCAAUGGGAACUUAUUGGACAUGAUGAUCAUUUCUGUUCAAGAGCAAACUUUGAGUAUCAAAUUCACAGAUCCUUCUCAGAUCCUUCAAAUUGUAGUUAAGGAUUUAGCUAAAGAUGAAGUUAAAUAUGGUUCCAUCUCAAUCGAAGCAGGACUGUUCAUGGACAAUGCUUCAUCAAAUUCUAACAGAGUAUGGAUAACUCUUUUUGAUCACUUGGAUGAUGACCUCUAUGAUGGAGAUUUCACAUAUAACGAUUCAGAUUCUCCCAGGAUCCUUAUUCAAUAUCAGCUGGCUGGCAUGACUCCUUCACAAUCAACAAAUCAAUCAAUCACUUCUUAUGAGGAGCAAAGCACUGGAGUUAAAUAAAACAGUGACUACAACUGUGACAAGAACUACGACAAGUGCGAGUAAAGUUGUUAGUAGUUCCCAGAUACAAGAGCAUCCAAUUGAAAGUGUUGUCACUGAGACAACUCAGCAAUAUAUUGAGGCUUCGAAUGCCAGGACAGCUCCCUAUCAACCUCAGCUUCAAUUUGAAAUAGAUGGAGAGCCUCAUAACAGCAAUGGCUAUAACAUGAGACAUGCUGAGGAAGAACUCCAUGUUUUGAAUCAGAAUCUGAUCCAAGAUAUGAAUGACAAUCAAAGCCAAGCCUUCCAAAUUGAUGAAGAAAGAGUAGAAGCCAUUGGCUCCUUAGAGAGAGCUCAUCAAGAGCUCAAAGGGGAGCAAGUACAAGAUGACCAACAAACUAAGAGACUAGAGUCAGCUAGUGAUGAAAUAAGUACCGAAAUUGCAUCAAAAACCACCAAGGUCGAAUCUGAAGUAGAAGAUCUCAAGACUAAAAUUCAUGAAGUUGAUGGUCAGUUGAAAGAAACCCAAGAAGAGAAAAAUAGAAAUGUUGAAGAAGGAAGAAAGCUCCAAGAUGUUAUUGAUAUAGAAGAAGACUUGCAAGAAAAAGGGCUAUCGCAGGAAGCUAAGGAUCUUAGGAAUGAAAAUGAAACCCUUCAGAAACAAUUCCAGCAAUCAGCUUCAAUUCUCGUCAGUGAAAGAGAUGAGAGGGAUCAAAUGCUAGAUGACCAUAAGAAUCUAUGCCAGGAAUAUGAUUCUCAAAUCCAGGUAUUCUUCAGUAAAUUAUUCCAAACUGAAGAGUCAAGGAAAAUCCAUGGAGACCAUAGAAAUGAGAUCAUGCAUAAAGUAAAGAUACUUGAAAAUCAAGGAGAUUUCUUGGAACAAAAAAUUCAGAUCAGCGAGAUAGAUUUAGAUGCAUUCAAGACAGAACUUGAGUUACUCAGAAAUGACUACUCUCUUGAUGAGCAAGUCUUUAAUGAACAAAUUCAAGAAUUGCGAGGAUCUAUCUCUGAGCAGAACACAGAAAUCUCUGAUUUGAGAGAUAGGCUAAACCAAGUUGAAUGACAAAGAAAAAGUCUAGAUCUCAAAGUAGAAAAACAAAAACUUGACUUAGGCUCAUAUGAAAAGGAAAUUGAAGAAAUUGAAAAUUUGGGAUAUGAUCAACAAGUUACUGAUUUACAAGGAAGACUCAAGACAGUUGAAAAUCAGAGGAGACAACAUCAAGAUGAUCUGGAAAAAGCUCAGACAAAUCUUACUUCUAAACUUACUUUGUUCGAAGGUCUUGAAGAGAGAAGAAAUAAAGAGAGAGAAGAUCAUGCUCAAAGAAUUGAAAGUGAGAUUAUGAAAAUUGCUAAUCUCCAAAUGACUAUCAAUGACAUCCUAAGAUCUCUAGAUGAACUUGAAAGCAAACUAGCUAGUGAUGGAAACAAAGACAUUGUUGGAGCAGCACUUGAAAAUGAAAGAGAUUCUCUCACUCUCAAGUUAAAAUGGGCACUUGAGGAGAGAGACAAUAGCAGGAAUGAUAUCAAAGAAGCUAUUGAGCUCCUCAGAGCAAAGCAAGCUGAAGCUACUGAACAAGAGAGACAAAUUCAAAUUCUUCAGAAAGAGAUCAGAGAGGUCAUAGCAUUGGUUACAGAGAAGAAGACAAUUAUUACUGAGCUAGAACUUGAAAUUGAGAAAUGAGAUGAAAGAAUUGAGUUCCUAGUUAUCAGAAUUAGAGAGCUAGAUAAUGAAAUCCAUGAGCUCACUAUCAUCUUAGAUCAAAGAGAGAUGAGACUCAGAGAGCUUAGUGAAAUUAUUGGCAGACCACAACCAGUUGAAGUCCACUAUAAAGCUGUAAAGGGAGAUGAAGUUGAUGAAAUGCUUGCUCAAUAUCUGGAAAAUUGCCCAGUCCCAGUUAAAAGAUUGGGAGGAGGAUUCUACAUCUUCGGGACAAGGAAGAUCUAUGCUAAAAUUAUGAACGGGAAACUUGUCGUCAGAGUCGGAGGAGGAUACAUGUUUAUCUCCGAAUUUAUUGCGACUUACUCUGAGCCAGAAAUAGCUAAGCUUACUAAAAUAGCUUCCAACCUAGGAGUUGAAUCUAUCUGGGAUCUAGAUUUAGAAGAACUAUUCUUUAACAAAGGAGGAGCAAGUCCUAAGACAUCUGCACUUGAUAAAUCACCAAGAGGAGGGAUAGGAGUUGGUUCAUUCAAGAAAUCAAAGAAGGGUAAGACAGGAAACUUUGCUAUGAAUGGAAGCAAGAGGCCAAAGACAUUCAAAGGUGGGUUUUAAAGAUUUAAAGCCAUAUUGUAUCGCAUAAGCUUGCUCAAUAUACUG
Moneuplotes crassus is the source of this 2795-nucleotide messenger RNA. Lineage: Eukaryota; Ciliophora; Spirotrichea; Euplotida; Euplotidae. The record is from the annotation of a GenBank genome assembly.